GUAAUUAUGUCAACCGGAAGUACUUGGGAUUUUGUGUUGUUACGAUGCUAGCAGGUGAAACAUUUCUGUACAAAUUGUCCAUAUUUGCUUUCAUUGAUAGGUGCAACAACUGAACAAUCACGUAAGCAUUUAAGUUCAAAUUGAUUUAUUUCCUAGCAAUGUAAAUCGAACUGGUCCCUCCAACGACGCCGUAGUAGCACAAUGGUUAGCCCUGAUAGCGAGCUAGCUGGUUAGCUAACUUUUAGUUAGCUAGGAUUAAUGAGCCAACUAAAUAGCUAUAUUCUGCAUGCUAACAGGACCCUGUCGCUUCAAUUGUUUAGCCAUAAAGCUAUAGACAGACAAAUCUCUAGACCACCAUACAUGUGACCAUACUUUCUAAACAUCCAUAAGUGGAUGUGACUGUUUGAUUUCUAGGGGAACUAUUCAUCUGCGAUAACUUUAAUUACUGUCAGUGAAUGUUAACGCUCUUCCUCUCAGAGGCCCAGCCAUGUCUAUGUCCCAUCUGUACGGACGGCAGGGAGAGGAGGAAGAGGAGGGGGUGGAGGUGGAGAAGUUUGAGGUGACAGAAUGGGACCUGGCCAACGAGUUUAACCCGGAGCGCCGUAGACACAGACAGACCAAAGAAGAGGCCGUCUAUGGCAUCUGGGCAGAGAGGGGUGACUCCGACGAUGAGAGACCCAGCUUCGGAGGGAAGCGGUAGGAGGCUGGUUCCUGUACACUCUCAUCUGAUAACAUGCAGAUGACUGAACUACAGACACAUAUUCAGAAAGAGGGGAGGGUGGCAGAGAUGGAUCUCACAAUCUCGUGGUCUUCAUUGGGUCUGUGUCUACUCUCUUUAUACCAGGUCUAAGGACUACUCUGCCCCGGUGAAUUUUGUGAGUGCGGGGCUGCGUAAGUCUGCAGCAGAGGACAAGCAACAGCAGCAGAGUGGUGGAGGGUCAGACGACUCUGACAAUGACAACACCCCCCCUGCGCCACCCCGCGACACCGCACCGAAGAAACUGCAGACGGUACGUGUGUGUGUUUUAAGGGACCCUGAAGGAGCAUUAGGUUCAGUGACUCAAAGGUUCAACACAGAAUCACAUAUUAAUGACAGAUGGAAUUAUUAGGAUGACUGAUUUUGGUUCUCUCUCUCUCUCUCCUCUUCUGUCUGUUCUCUCCAGGGUGGUCAAUUUCCGUGGCAACAGCCAGUCCCAGAGGACUGGAUUUGCGGCUGGUAUCCGGGCUGGAGGAGACAUGGGCACUUGGGAGAAACACACAAAGGGGAUUGGCCAGAAACUCCUCCAGAAGAUGGGCUACAUACCAGGGAAAGGACUGGGGAAGAACGCACAGGGUGGGUAUGGUGGGAGAGUAGAGGGAGCGAGAAAGAGAGGAGAGUAAUGGAGGUAGAGAGAAGAUUAGGGAUAGAUAGCGCAUAGCCCUUCUGGUUUUUCUGUUUCAGGGAAAGGACUAACUUAUGCUAAAUUGUUAGGGGUAAAAUGUCCCCUGUCUGACGCCUCUCUCCUCAGGUCUGACCUCUGAACUCUCUCUCCUCAGGUAUUUUAAACCCCAUCGAGGCAAAGCUUCGUAAGGGGAAAGGGGCAGUGGGUGCCUACGGCAACGAGAGAACCAAACAGUCACUACAGGACUUCCCUGUGGUUGACUCUGAGGAGGAGGAGGAGAAGGUAACACUCUCUUUCUGUCUCUCCCCAACCACAUCAGGUGCCUCAAUUAUCAAUAAUGCAUAGAAACUAUUCUAAAAUACUACUUAUGAAUGGAAUUAAGACUGGUCAUACGCAUAGAAAAAGUGUGAUUUAUCAAACAAUCCUACAAGCAUCAUACGCACACCGGUAAGAGAUAACAUUGAUAAAUACCAAUUGUUCUCAGCCUUAGUGCUCACGCACAACCUUGGCUUUUUGCAUUUCUAAACGCCCCUAAAUAACCAAAUAUGGUCAAUCAUCCCUUUAAAGCCUGUGGGGAAUAUACAACGCUGUACCAUGAAAUACAAUGGCGCAACCAAAAAAAGCUAAUACAUUAUUACUUUUUUUGAGACUGAAAUAGAGGUGCCAGUGUCAGAGAUUGAGUACAACCAAAAGGUUUUAUUUGGCUCGCUCAGUUGAGCUUGACCAGUAAAAAUAAAAACAUAGCUACAAAGAGAGGACCAUUAGGACAAUUUAAGUUGCUUUAGCAAUGGCAAAUAUACUUCAAAUGAGUAGACAACACUCACCAAUAAGCCAUCCAUCCUCAACAGCUCCCUCCUGUAGGUGUAUAGGCCAACAUUGCUGUUCUGCAGAAUGAACGAAUCGUGCAUUCCACCUAGCCACUUUUCCACCACAUUCAGCAGCGUCUUUUGUGCAUCACAUAACUUAUCACCAGCACAUAAAGAGUGGAAGCCUUUUCUGUUCACAUAGUUGAAAUAGUUUUGGGAUGAUGAUUUUUAUGGCAAUGUGGGUGCCAUCUAUUGCUCCAUUCGUAUUUGGGAACCCAUUGAUGGCAUCAUGGCAAAGAAACCCCUCUUGACUUCAACCUGUUGUGUGAUGGUGUAUGGAAAUUGGCUCAUCUAGGGCUGUGAGAUGCCGAUCGGCAAGCUCCCGAUGAAAAAUGCCUGUUGCCAAAAAAACUGAGGGUGGUUGGACUUGGAUGUGCAUCGGAAUGACAUGUGUUUGCCUUUUUAAAGUAGGUCUUAAAUCCUCGCAAAAAUCCUAUAAGAUUGGUUUUUAGAAGUGAUAUCUGAUGAGCCAAUCUACUUUCUGUAGAAAAAGGCCCAUGUGUCUCUAAAAACGCGCUCUCUGCGAAAUGCAGCAUGUGCCAAAUCUUCAACCCACAAGAUCAGCCAUCUCUCAUUCAAUUUCAAAUGAUCUUUUAUAGUAUUUUAUAGUACUUUUAUAGUAUUUCAACAAUGGCUUCACUUUCACAGUACCUCUCAUUUAACAAAUUACUGUACUUUACCAACCCCCCCCCCCCCCCCCCCCAAAGGCAAUACUUUGUAGAGCCACCUUUUGCAGCAAUUAAAUGUUUCCCCUUAAACCACUCGUGUUGCUUUAGCAAUAUGCUUAGGGUCAUUGUCCUGCUGGAAGGUGAACCUCCGCCCCAGUCUCAAUUCUCUGGAAGACUGAAACAGGUUUCCCUCAAGAAUUUCCCUUUAUUUAGCGCCAUCCAUCAUUCCUUCAAUUCUGACCAGUUUCCCAGUCCCUGCCGAUGAAAAACAUCCCCACAGCAUGAUGCUGCCACCACCAUGCUUCACUGUGGGGAUGGUGUUCUCGGGGUGAUGAGAGGUGUUGCGUUUGCGCCAGACAUAGCGUUUUCCUUGAUGGCCAAAAAGCUCAAUUUUAGUCUCAUCUGACCAGAGUACCUUCUUCCAUAUGUUUGGGGAGUCUCCCACAUGGCUUUUGGCGAACACCAAAUGUGUUUGUUUAUUUUUUUCUUUAAGCAAUGGCUUUUUUCUGGCCACUCUUCCGUAAAGCCCAGCUCUGUGGAGUGUACGGCUUAAAAUGGUCCUAUGGACAGAUACUCCAAUCUCCACUGUGGAGCUUUGCAGCUCCUUCAGGGUUAUCUUUGGUCACUUUGUUGCCUCUCUGAUUAAUGCCCUCCUUGCCUGGUCUGUGAGUUUUGGUGGGCGGCCGGUUUGUUGUGGUGCCAUAUUAUUUCCAUUUUUUAAAUAAUGGAUUUAAUGGUGCUCUGUGGGAUGUUCAAAUUUUCUGAUAUUUUUUUAUAACCCAACCCUGAUCUGUACUUCCCCACAACUUUGUCCCUGACCUGUUUGGAGAGCUCCUUGGUCUUCAUGGUGCCGCUUGCUUGGUGGUGCCCCUUGUUUAGUGUUGUUGCAGACUCUGGGGCCUUUCAGAACAGGUAUAUACUGAGAUCAUGUGACACUUAGAUUGCACACAGGUGGACUUUAUUUAACUAAUUAUGUGACUUCUGAAGGUAAUUGGUUGCACCAGAUCUUAUUUAGGGGCUUCAUAGCAAAGGGGGUGAAUAUAUACAGUGGGGGAAAAAAGUAUUUAGUCAGCCACCAAUUGUGCAAGUUCUCCCACUUAAAAAGAUGAGAGGCCUGUAAUUUUCAUCAUAGGUACACGUCAACUAUGACAGACAAAUUGAGGGGAAAAAAUCCAGAAAAUCACAUUGUAGGAUUUUUUAAUGAAUUUAUUUGCAAAUUAUGGUGGAAAAUAAGUAUUUGGUCACCUACAAACAAGCAAGAUUUCUGGCUCUCACAGACCUGUAACUUAUUCUUUAAGAGGCUCCUCUGUCCUCCACUCGUUACCUGUAUUAAUGGCACCUGUUUGAACUUGUUAUCAGUAUAAAAGACAUCUGUCCACAACCUCAAACAGUCACACUCCAAACUCCACUAUGGCCAAGACCAAAGAGCUGUCAAAGGACACCAGAAACAAAAUUGUAGACCUGCACCAGGCUGGGAAGACUGAAUCUGCAAUAGGUAAGCAGCUUGGUUUGAAGAAAUCAACUGUGGGAGCAAUUAUUAGGAAAUGGAAGACAUACAAGACCACUGAUAAUCUCCCUCGAUCUGGGGCUCCACGCAAGAUCUCACCCCGUGGGGUCAAAAUGAUCACAAGAACGGUGAGCAAAAAUCCCAGAACCACACAGGGGGACCUAGUGAAUGACCUGCAGAGAGCUGGGACCAAAGUAACAAAGCCUACCAUCAGUAACACACUACGCCGCCAGGGACUCAAAUCCUGCAGUGCCAGACGUGUCCCCCUGCUUAAGCCAGUACAUGUCCAGGCCCGUCUGAAGUUUGCUAGAGUGCAUUUGGAUGAUCCAGAAGAGGAUUGGGAGAAUGUCAUAUGGUCAGAUGAAACCAAAAUAUAACUUUUUGGUAAAAACUCAACUCGUCGUGUUUGGAGGACAAAGAAUGCUGAGUUGCAUCCAAAGAACACCAUACCUACUGUGAAGCAUGGGGGUGGAAACAUCAUGCUUUGGGGCUGUUUUUCUGCAAAGGGACCAGGACGACUGAUCCGUGUAAAGGAAAGAAUGAAUAGGGCCAUGUAUCGUGAGAUUUUGAGUGAAAACCUCCUUCCAUCAGCAAGGGCAUUGAAGAUGAAACGUGGCUGGGUCUUUCAGCAUGACAAUGAUCCCAAACACACCGCCCGGGCAACGAAGGAGUGGCUUCGUAAGAAGCAUUUCAAGGUCCUGGAGUGGCCUAGCCAGUCUCCAGAUCUCAACCCCAUAGAAAAUCUUUGGAGGGAGUUGAAAGUCCGUGUUGCCCAGCGACAGCCCCAAAACAUCACUGCUCUAGAGGAAAUCUGCAUGGAGGAAUGGGCCAAAAUACCAGCAACAGUGUGUGAAAACCUUGUGAAGACUUACAGAAAACGUUUGACCUGUGUCAUUGCCAACAAAGGGUAUAUAACAAAGUAUUGAGAAACUUUUGUUAUUGACCAAAUACUUAUUUUCCACCAUAAUUUGCAAAUAAAUUCAUUAAAAAAUCCUACAAUGUGAUUUUCUGGAUUUUUUCCCCUCAAUUUGUCUGUCAUAGUUGACGUGUACCUAUGAUGAAAAUUACAGGCCUCUCAUCUUUUUAAGUGGGAGAACUUGCACAAUUGGUGGCUGACUAAAUACUUUUUCCCCCACUGUAUGCACGCACCACUUUUCCAUUAUUUAUUUUGUAUAAUUUUUUGAAAAGUUAUUUUUUAAAUUUCACUUCACCAAUUUGGACUAUUUUGUGUAUGUCCAUUACAUGAAAUCCAAAUAAAAAUCCAUUUAAAUUACAGGUUGUAAUGCAACAAAAUAGGAAAAACGCCAAGGGGGAUGAUUACUUUUGCAAGGCACUGUAUUCAGGCACCUUGACCUUUUCCACAUUUUGUUAGGUUACAGCCUUAUUCUAAAAUUUAUAAAUCGUUUUUUUCCUUCAUCAAUCUACACACUACCCCAUAAUGACAAAGCAAAAACAGGUUUUGAUAAAUGUUUGCUAAUUUAAAAAAAAAUAUUAAUACCAAAAAUAUCACAUUUUACAUAAGUAUUCAGACCCUUUACUCAGUACUUUGUUGAAGCACCUUUGGCAGCGAUUACAGCCUUGAGUCUUCUUGGGUAUGAUGCUACAAGUUUGGCACACCUGUAUUUGGGGAGUAUUUUGGCAAACUCCAAGCGGGCUGUCAUGUGCCUUUUACUGAGGAGUGGCUUCCGUCUGGCCACUCUACCAUAAAGGCCUGAUUGGUGGAGUGCUGCAGAGAUGGUUGUCCUUCUGGAAGGUUCUCUCAUCUCCACAGAGGAACUGUGGAGCUCUGUCAGAGUGACCAUCGGGUUCUUGGUCACCUCCCUGACCGAGGCCCUUCUCCCCCGAUUGCUUAGUUUGGCUGGGUGGCCAGCUCUAGGAAGAGUCUUGGUGGUUCCAAACUUCUUCCUUUUAAGAAUGAUGGAGGUCACGGUGUUCUUGGGGACCUUAAAUGCUGCAGAAAUGUUUUGGUACCCUUCCCCAGAUCUGUGCCUCGACACAAUCCUGUCUUGGAGCUCUACGGACAAUUCCUUCGACUUCAUGACUUGGUUUUUGCUCUGACAUGCACUGUCAACUGUGGGACCUUAUAUAGACAGGUGUGUGCCUUUCCAAAUCAUGUCCAAUCAAUUGAAUUUACCACAGUUGGGCUCCAAUCAAGUUGUAGAAACAUCUCAAGGAUCAUCAAUGGAAACAGGAUGCACCUGAGCUUAAUUCCGAGUCUUGUAGCAAAGGGUCUGAAUACUUAUAAAAGGUAUUUACGUUUUUUAUUUGUAAGAAAUUUGACAAGAAUUUCUAAAAACCUGUUUUCGCUUUGUCAUUAUGGGGUAUUGUGUGAUAAAAAAAAUAAAAAAGUAAUCCAUUUUAGAAUAAGACAAAAUGUGGAAAAAGUAAAGGGGUCUGAAUACUUUCCAAAGGUACUAUUUUCCCCAUUCUACAUUUGACAAGCGGAUCCCUUAUUCCACCACUUGGCACUGUGCGCACGCAUGGUCAUGGCUGUGCGUCAAUUUACACACACUCUCAAGCAAACGUUCAUAUUGAUAAAUCUCACACUUUGCGUGGAAAUGAUCCCACACAUGGUUUACGCACAGAUUUGUGUCUGGGUUAAUGAUGUAUACCUUACCAUACCUUCACCCCCCUUCUUUUUCUAGGAGUUCCAGAGGGAGCUAGGUCAGUGGCGUAGGGAUCCUGUGGGUGGGGGAGGGAAGAAAAAACCUAAGUAUUCCUACAGGACUGUAGAAGAGCUGAAGGCUAAUGGCAAGCUGGCUGGACGGACCACACAGACACCCGCUGGAGAACUGGCUCAGGUCAAGGUGAGGGGGAACACGCGCACAAACACGCAUAGUUGCACAUUUAAGUAUCCAGAAACAGAUUUCAACAUGUGAAUUGCUGUUCUUCUCUCUCUCUAGGUGAUAGAUAUGACAGGCAGGGAACAGAAGGUGUAUUACAGCUACAGUCAGAUGACUAACAAACUCAGUGUACCAGAGGAGGCUCCAAUGAGCGUAGCCGCACGUGAGCAGAAGACGUCUGGCUUUGCCCUGCCAGAGCUGGAACACAACCUGCAACUACUGAUCGACCUGACGGAACAAGACAUACUACAGGUGACCUCUAACCCCUGACCCUUUAACCUCUUACAAGAAACAAGAACCUUUAACCCAUUACCACACAUCUCACCCAUUACUAUAACCCUAUUUCCCGAGAGCUCAGAAACUCGUAUAAACUAACAAUAUAUUCCCAUUUGUCUGUAGUCCUCGCGGCGUCUGCAGCAUGAGCGUGACGUGGUGGUGACUCUGAGCCACGAGAGCUCCAGUCUGCAGACUAGGCUGGGGACGGAACGAGACGCCAUCCAGAGGCUGGAAGCAGUACUGCAGCUGGUGGAUCGCUUUCAGAGUGGAGAGACUGCACCUGGGGUGGGACCCAGCCUGCAGGUACAUACACACACACACAUUUGUGCUCUCUCAGGGCUUGUCAUUGUUGAAGAUGGAGAAUAACAGUGGUCCCAGUAUUGAACCUUGUGGUAUACCCUUUUCUAUGUUGUAUUUUACUCCCUCUCUCUCGCUCUCUCUAGGAGUGUGCUGGUAUCUUUGCGACCCUACAGAGUGAUUUCUUUGAGGAGUAUAAGACUCUAGGUUUGGGAGAUCUGGCUGCUGCUGUAGUACAUCCACUUAUCAGAGAGAAACUACGCACAUGGGACCCUCUCAAGGUACACACACACUCCCUUGCUCGCUCCACCUUCAGUUGUGGAAGCACCACCAAGUGCUAGAAACACUCACAUGUAUUCCUAGUUUCCUCCACUGACUCCUGCUGUUUGUGCUGUUUGUCUGUAGGAUAGUUCAUAUGGUCUGGAGGAGGUGGGUCAGUGGCGAGCCAUCCUGGAGUCUGGUCAGCUACACCACGCCAACGCCCCUGAAGCACACAUGGACCCCUACCACAGGUAAGUCAAUAGCAUGUCACACCUCAGAGGUGUGUUUGUGUGUCCCCAGCGGGCAAGUGGCUAAAAUAUCAGAAUGUCAAGCAUUGUGUGUGUGUGUCUACAGGCUGCUGUGGGAGGUGUGGAUCCCGGUGCUGCGAGUGUGUGUGUCGGGGUGGCAGCCUCGUAUGGUAGGACCCAUGGUGGACUGUGUGGAGGUCUGGGCCCCUCUGCUGCCCCUCUGGAUACUAAACUACCUCCUGGAACAACUAAUCUUCCCCAGGCUGCAGAGAGAGGUACAAUCCCACAGACAAACAUCAGCACUAUACCAGUGAUACAAAUAUGAAGACUCAUGUCAUGGUGCCAAGCUGUCUGUUGAAAAAAGGGAUACACUUUUCAGAACUGCUCAGUGUCUGUUCUUUUCUACCCAGAACCCUAAACAUCAUGAACGCACCCUUUCUAUCUCCACUAAACCAACCCCUUCUCUGUGAUAGGUGGAUAGCUGGAACCCCCUGACGGACACCGUGCCCAUCCACUCCUGGCUCCACCCCUGGCUGCCUCUGCUCCAAUCACGGCUGGAGCCUCUGUACCCACCCAUCCGCAGUAAACUGGCCAAUGCACUGCAGCGCUGGCACCCGAGUGACGGCUCUGCCCGCCUCAUCCUCCAACCAUGGAGAGACGUGUUCACGCCCGGUGCCUGGGAGGCCUUCAUGGUUAAAAACAUCAUCCCUAAACUAGGUACACACACUAACCUUGUCCCCUAGAGCCAGCUGAAUGACACCUCGCUGAUUGCCUCAGAAAGGGACACUGAGGGUGCGUCCCAAAUGGCACCUUCUUCCCUAAUAUUUUGUAUUUUAUUUAACCUUUAUUUUAACAGGGAAGAAAUUGAGACCUAGGUCUCUUUUACAAAUGCGCCCUGUAUAUACAACAUAAAUAUACACAUUAUACCCUCCAAAAAAACGAAAUAAGUGUGUGUGUGUGUUCACACACACCCCCACAUUAAAAUACAAAAUGCAAGUGCACUAGUUUUGACCAGCUCUGGUCAUAAGUAGUGCACUAUAUAAAGGGAAAAGGGUGCCAAAAUUAGGAAGCAGACAGAUAUUACUGCUUAGUAGAACAGUAGUUCCUUACUUCAUGCUCUCCCUCCCCUCCUAUAGCUCUGUGUCUGGGGGAGCUGUUAAUAAAUCCACACCAGCAGCAGAUGGAGACGUUCAAUUGGGUGUUGGACUGGGAGGGCAUGCUGUCUCCCUCAAGCCUUGUAUCACUGCUGGACAAACACUUCUUCCCUAAGUGGCUACAGGUAUGUAUGUGUGUGAGAAAGCACAUAGGUUAUACUUAACGAUAAUUGACUUACUCCUCAUUUGUGAUUACCUUUGCUGUUGUUUAGACCUAAAAUAGUAGGAUAAAUGCAGAGAUAACUGUUUUGUGUGUGUAGGUGCUGUGUUCGUGGCUCAGUAACAGUCCUAACUAUGAGGAGAUUACUAAGUGGUACCUGGGCUGGAAGUCCAUGUUCAGUGAUGCUGUUCUGGCUCAGCCACUCGUCAAGGACAAGUUCAAUGAAGCUCUGGACAUCAUGAACCGCGCUGUCUCCUCUAGCCUAGGUUAGUAUUAUACACAGCACCAGACAACAUGAACUGAGAAGUGACCUUUGAAUAGGUUAGUAUUUGGUAUUUAUUAGGAUCCCUAUUAGCCACUGCAAAAGCAUCAGCUACUCUUCCUGGAGUCCACAGUAUGAAACUCACCCUUCUUGUUCUCUUUCUGUAGGUGGGGGGUACAUGCAGCCCGGUGCCCGUGAGAACAUUGCUUACCUCACACACACAGAGCGUCGUAAGGACUUCCAGUACGAGGCUUUGCAGGAGCGCCGGGACGCUGAGAGCGUGGCGCAGCGUGGCAUCGGUGCCAGCCUGCCCACCAACUUCAAAGACCUAAUCCAGACCAAGGCUGAGGAAAACAACAUCGUCUUCAUGCCGCUGGUUGCCAAACGCCACGAGGGCAAACAGCUGUACACCUUUGGACGCAUCAUCAUCUACAUCGACAGAGGAGUGGUCUUUGUACAGGGAGAGAAGACCUGGGUCCCUACGUCCCUACAGAGUCUAAUCGAUAUGGCCAAGUGA
Messenger RNA from Coregonus sp. 'balchen', 10441 nucleotides. Lineage: Eukaryota; Metazoa; Chordata; Actinopteri; Salmoniformes; Salmonidae. The record is from the annotation of a GenBank genome assembly.